AAGCGGAAUCAAUCUUAGCACCACCACACAAAUCUAAACAAAUAUGUAUAAAUUCUCUCACCUAUGAUUUGUAAAUUAAUAUCUAAUGCAAGCUGGAGAGCGAGGGCCCUCACCCUGUCAGGGAGCCCUCGCAGCUCUGUCUCAGAGGAAAAAUAAUCUGUUUCCACCAGGAGAUAAGAAAUAAAAUAGACUGCAUAAUUAAAACACAAACCCAGGAUGACCCGGACAAAUAGACAUAAAUUCGUGGUACCAAAGGCGGGGUGGGGAGCAGCACGGGAGAGAAAUGCACGGCAAGGAGAGAGUGACGUCCAAACAUUUCCUUUAUUACUAGCCUAGGGUAGCCAUAGGAUCCAACUAAAUGCUCUGUAUUUUAAAGAAGAGAAAUCACAAAAGCUACAGUCUAUUACAACUCGGUGCUAGCCCAUGGCUCUCGAACCCGCAUGAACACACACACACACACACACACACACACACACACACAAACACACACACACCGCUUUGCUAGCCGGAGCCUUCUCCCUCACCACCCACCCUCGGGGGAUCCAGUCGCAUUCCAAGACACAAAGCCGGAGAAGAAUGCGUUUAUAGCGGUGAUUUCUCUGGACCAUAAAAUGUCGAGAUAUUCUCGCUCCCCCCCCCCUAAAAAGAUAAGGCAAAGAGUCUGAGAGCUGAUUAGGUUGGCCUGGCCUCCUAUGGGGCAGGAAGGUAAAGUAUUUAUGACAUUUCCCUGGAAUACUGUCCCUCAUAGUCCCCUGAGAAUUGUGGAAUUCCAGAAAUAUCUCAUUUUGGGGAACCUGCUGAGAGAUCUCUAGAGGGAGAGCACCCACCUAUAAUGCACCCCUUCUCUACAUGCACCAGUCUUUCCUCCUCACCCUAACAACUUCAGCAAUCACACUUUCUGAUCAUCUUCCCUUUCUUCCAAGGCUUGGGUUAGGUGUGGGGAACUAAGAGAUCCCAUGAGCUCCUUCCAAACAGGCACCUUUCAGAAAAUUCCCUCUCUGCCUUUCUCCAUCCCCAAAUGUGCUCGUUUGGGUUGCUGGGGUAUGUGUGGUAGCCGGAAGGGAGAAAUGUUCCAGCCGGUAUAGACCAAGCUGAAUCAGUUGUGUUUUGAGUAUGGUAGGGAGGGGAUCCCAAAAAAAUCUGGAUUGAAUUUCUGAUGGAGAUUUUCUAAACAAUGGUGCAGAUUUUUCAUAGAAAAGCUCUUUUCUAGGUUCUUCCUUUCAAGGCAAUAGAAUUUCACAUUUUCGGGGUUUUGCUGACACCAUAUUCCCUGAAGAACAUUGUAAAAAUGGAAGGAAUCUGAGAGCUCCCAGGUUAUUUCCUCAGUAGUCCCUUUCUUUUGGGCAUUCCCCAUUCCUUUCUCCAUUCUUAGAUCAUGUUUUUGGGAGGGGGCAAGAAAAAAUAUUUUCAGUUUUUCCCUUAUACAAUCUUAAAUCUAGGUUGGAGGAAAAAAGAAAACAAAUUUCUUUGAAUUGCAAAGGUUUCAAGAUGGUCCUAUGUGUUACUGUAAGUUGAGUGGAUAUAUGUGUGCAUAUAUAACCUACAAAUAUGUAAACGGAAAUUAUGUACAUAUACAGUAUUAUUGUGUGCAUAGUAAGCAUUCAUAUACAGAACAGUAUGGUGUAUGCACAAUGCAACGAACAUAAAGCUAGGGAACGAAUAUGGCAUAUUAUGUAAAUAUCCGUACAUAUAGAGAUGCCUGUCUUGUGAAAUUCAUAUAGACUGUACAAUGUGUAUUUCUAUAUAUAAAGAGUAUUGUAUGUAUAAUAGUUUUAUAAUAACUUCACAUGCAAAGGUGGAAAAUAGAAGAAAGCCCGUUCCUGUUCUCUGCCUCAAUUCCUAUACACAAAGCCCACAAGUAUUUUUCUUUCUGAUUUUCUGUAUAUAGCUAAAGCUUCAUAUAGAUGUCUCUCUAGCCAGAUGCUAAGUGGAUUGCAAUUCUCUUUUCAAUGGAAUUAACUUGAAUUUGUUUUGGGCCAGAGGGGAAGUGGAAAGAAUCCCCUAGAGAAAAUGUUGGUAAAUAUAUACAGAAGCUCUGUUGACAUUUUUCCAUCUCAUAUCCAUGGUUGUGUGAAUAGGUCUGGAAUGCUGAAGGAGAAGAAAAGAAAAGGAACAAGUCUCUUUUCCAGAACCAGAUAGUUCCUGUUUUAUUGGAAGAUGAGGUUAUUAAAGAAUGGGUGCUGAUUCCUAUCCUGCAGUCCCCUCCAGUUCUCCAAAAGAAUAGAGGUCUCCAAAGAGCAGAUAUUUGGGGAGCAGAUUUAAAAAUCAGGUUUUAAAGUAAAAAAAAAAGGCCAGGGGAUAAGAGAUGAUGGGGGAGAGGGAGGGGAAGAGGAUACAAGACAGGCCUUUUACCCCCUUAAAAGAGAAUAGGAAGGACAGCAACAACAAAACCACCUGCAAAAAGGCGUCAGAGAGCAGCCCAGAAGCCUAGCUUCAUCUCUGCCAUUUUUUCUUUUCAGCAUUGUUCAUGCAUGUGUGUGUGUGUGUGUAUGUGUGUGUUGGGGGACAGUUAUAACAUACAAGCUAUCUAUCUACUUUCUCUACUUCCUCUAGUUUUUCCUUGGACACCAUUUUCUCUGGAUAAGGAGAGUUCAGGAUAAGUUUUUUUUUUUUAACCAGAAACCACCCAGCACCCCUUAUGGUCAGAGAAAGUGACCUCUGUAUCUCAUCCUUGGAAUAAUCUUAAACAUACCAGUUCCACUGAGCUACCCUUUGCUCAAGGUUCUAGCCCUUUGGGAGAAAAGGAAAGAGUUCGCCAUUGCACAUGACUAGGGAGGCAGGGUGUGUGUGUGUCAGGGGUAGGGAGUAUUGAAUAUUGUAGCCACUGUUUUCUCCCUACAAUUACCCUGGUUAGGAGAUUCUCUCUUUAGGGUGGGGGGCUUGGCCUCCAUCUCCUGGUGACCCAUUCCUCCUCCUGAGGUUUCUGUACCUGUUGAGGUAACCUAAGCUGACCUGGUGACAUGUAAGCAUCUCUCUUUCCCUGUGAGAAAGGCUGAAGGGAGAGAAGGAAGGGGGUGGAGGAAAAGGCACCUUCAAAUAGGAAAUCGCACCUUGAAGCAUCAGCCCCUCGCUGCUAGCUCUGGUUUGCUCACCCCCAACACACACACACGCGUCUCCCCAUCCCUCCUCUACCCCUCCCUUCCUCCCUCCCCUUCCUCCUUCUAGGUCCCCCCCUCCACGAACCCCCCAACUCUCUCUCUCUCUCUCUCUCUCUCUCUCUCUCUCUCUCUCUCUCUCUCUCUCUCUCUCUCUCUCUCUCUCUCUCUCUCUCUCUCUCUCUCUCUCUCUCUCUCUCUCUCUCUCUCUCUCUCGCCUGUCUUCAUGUCGUGGAUUGAUGAACGCGAAUCGCGUGUAAGCGCCGCCACCGCCGGGAGUCUGAGGAAUUCGCCUGGGCUGUUAAAGGAAAGAGCGAAGUGAGAGAGAGCGAGAGCUCUACCUACCGACAGUAAGGAGAGACGCCGGCAGCAGCCAGCCAGCCUAGCUCGUCGCCUUGCUCGCCCCCUUAGCCUAUGGAGCUGCCCUGAACGAGGGCAGAGGCAGACAGAGACAGGCACCCAGGCGCGCCCCCAAUCCGUCCCUAACCCCUAGCCCAGCCUAGCUCAACCCAGGGGAGCCAGUAAGCCUGGGGUUUGCAUCUGGGGGGGGCAGUGUUUCGAGGUCUCGGGCGGGGGGGUAUCAGGAGUCAUAGGAGAGGGGGCCGUGGGGUUUUCAUGCUCCCAGCAUGAGCUCCUACUUUGUCAACCCCCUGUUCUCCAAAUACAAAGGCGGUGAGUCCUUGGAACCGGCGUAUUACGACUGCCGGUUCCCUCAAAGUGUGGGUAGGAGCCAUGCCUUAGUAUACGGCCCGGGCAGCACGGCGCCCAGCUUCCAGCACGCCUCGCACCACGUCCAAGACUUCUUCCACCACGGAACUUCGAGCAUCUCCAACUCCGGCUACCAGCAGAACCCGUGUUCCCUCAGCUGCCACGGAGACGCCUCCAAAUUCUAUGGCUACGAGGCGCUCCCCAGACAGCCCCUUUAUGGGGCUCAGCAAGAGGCGAGCGUCGUGCAAUAUCCCGACUGUAAAUCCUCCGCCAACAGUAACAGUAACGAAGGACAAGGGCACCUAAAUCAAAACUCGUCUCCCAGUCUCAUGUUUCCAUGGAUGAGACCCCACGCUCCCGGGCGGCGCAGCGGACGACAAACUUACAGCCGGUAUCAGACCUUGGAACUAGAAAAGGAGUUUCUCUUUAAUCCAUAUUUGACACGAAAGCGACGGAUUGAGGUCUCUCACGCUCUGGGACUGACUGAAAGGCAAGUGAAGAUUUGGUUCCAGAACCGGAGGAUGAAGUGGAAAAAGGAGAACAACAAGGAUAAACUUCCUGGAGCCCGAGAUGAGGAGAAAACAGAAGAAGAAGGGAACGAGGAAGAAGAGAAAGAAGAGGAAGAAAAAGAGGAGAACAAGGACUGAAAGGGGGAAAAGAUUUUUUUUUUCUUUUAGCAACUCCCUUGAAGUUUCGUUUUAUGGUAGAGGAUAAAUUGAGAAGUUUACGACUGUCAUUCGCUUUUAUAGAGAAUAGAAUGAGACUCACAACUGUAACUACCUGUCAAAUACUUGUAACUCUGGUUUUACGAUCAUUGGACUUCCCCCUAGCUUUAUAUUUUUGGGGGCUGGGGAGGGGAGAUGAGGGUGCUGGGAUGGUGCUGGGUGGAGGCGGGAGGAGGAAUCUAGACACAUAGAAAAGUUUUGGCUCUUGCCUCAACAAGCUCCCCACAACCCCUACAAACAUACACACACACACACACACACACACACACACACACACACACACACACACACACACACACACACACACAUGCUCCUCCAGCCUCUCUCUUCCCCUAGUAUUUCAGAUCUGUCCCUCUUCCUCUCUGCUCUCCCUUUGGAUAUAAACUGCAGUCCCACCUCACUGCCUUUUUGGUAUUUAUUUUUAUUGGGGAGUCCUCCCCCCAGGCUCUGAAAGAGCUGAGGGAAGAGGAGAGGGGGUUCCUUGCUUUUUCUUCUGUGCUGUGGUUAUAUUAUUAGAUUUCCCCCCUCCCCUCUCAUUCAUUGUUCCUUUUGAGGGAGGGGAAGAGUCCCUACUUAGAAUGACUCCCUUGACUUUUCCUGGAACCUUAGGGAGACCUGACGUUCUGCUACCCCCACACCCCUAGGAAGCAGAGAUCAGUAUGUAGCCUCUCUCUAUAGAAUUUCUUCCAGUCAGGCCACGGUCAGUCUCCCAGCCAGUGCUCUGUGUUUUCUGUUGUCCAAAGAGGCAGCAGCUCUGUGUCCAGCUUCCCCCAGCCCCUAUAUGUGUUAGCUCUCUGAAGUAAUAAUGAUGAUGAUGAUGAUAAUAAUAAUGAUAAUAAUAAAUCUUUAAUGUACUACCUAAAGGGAACCUGCAAUAAUCUUGAAGAAAAAAGAAAAAAAAAAGAAAAAAUUCCCAUCCCAGGAGGGAGGGGGGAAAAAAAGGGGAAAAAGAAAAAAAAGAAAAAAAACCGUUAUAAGCCUCCAGCGUAUUGUAUUACUACCUAUAGAAGAAAGCCCUGCUUUGAGAGUAUUCGUAUUGCGGUUUUGUUGUCGUUUGUCGCUGCUUAUUUUAUGAAGAAGGUGCCCAACAACUAAAACUGCCUAGCUCACCAGUACUGUGUGUUCCUUUAUUGUGCUUUGAUACCCAGUAGAGUAGGAACUAAAUUGCACUGAAUGUAUAGUUAACUGUCUUGAACUAUCUGUUUAUGCAACGUGCUCGAAAGAAAAGAAAAAAAAAAGAUAAAAAAAUAUAUCUAUAAUAAUAAUUUCUGGUCAUUCGUCUUUAUGUCGAGCUAUGAAUGUAGAUUUUGUGUGGCCACAGCCCUGUUUCUGGUCCAAGUACUUUGUAUUGUAUACGUGAAACAUAAUAAAAACAAAAACAAACAAGGAGAAAAACAAAAA
This is a messenger RNA of Monodelphis domestica (gray short-tailed opossum), 5929 nucleotides long. It is a transcript of the gene HOXC8, whose product is annotated as homeobox C8. Gene Ontology annotation, cellular component: nucleus. The record is from RefSeq and is a predicted model, not a curated record. Gene Ontology annotation, biological process: regulation of transcription by RNA polymerase II. NCBI's taxonomy places the organism in Eukaryota, Metazoa, Chordata, Mammalia, Didelphimorphia, Didelphidae. Gene Ontology annotation, molecular function: RNA polymerase II transcription regulatory region sequence-specific DNA binding; DNA-binding transcription factor activity, RNA polymerase II-specific.